Stomoxys calcitrans (stable fly) is the source of this 780-nucleotide messenger RNA. RefSeq lists its product as uncharacterized. The record is from RefSeq and is a predicted model, not a curated record. NCBI's taxonomy places the organism in Eukaryota, Metazoa, Arthropoda, Insecta, Diptera, Muscidae. Bases 1 to 780 code for a protein of 259 amino acids. The transcript is spliced from 2 exons.
AUGGAUGCGGACGACAGAGAGAGUAUGGAAGCAAAUAUGAAAAAUGUACUUGAAAAUCAGCACAACUUGAAAUAUUUGGCUGAGAAGCAAACGUCUGUGGUGGAAGCAACGCUUAAUGUGCUGAAAAAGACCACGGAUGAAAUAAAUGGACAGUUUAAAGAGCUGAAUGAGAAGGUGCAAAACAUAAGUCAGAUGCUGAACACUGACUAUUCCCUCUUCAAAAAGGCGAUGGACUUCUUCGCGGUAGCCGAUCAACUUAGCAGCUUGUUUACUGAAGUGGAACAUAUUCAAGCCAGGGUAAUUGGCUUAUUAAUUGACAUCAACCAUGGAAAAGUAAAUCCAAAUUUAGUACGGCCAAACCAGUUGCAGGCAGAGGUGAUGAAAAUAAAGGAUCAGCUACCUAAAGGACUAAGGUUGCCUGGUGAGAAGGACGAUGUUUUGCAGGCAAUAUACAAGGUGAUGACGGCGCAUGGUCUGCUGGUGGAAGAAAAAUUAGUGAUUGACGUGCAGAUUCCCUUGGUAGAAAAAUCAUCAGCAGAAAUAUUCCGCGUCGUACCACUGCCGAUGGUGAGAAACGGAACCGCAAUGGUAGCAGCUUUAAGACAGCAGUUCCUGGCCUACAACUAUGAAAUGGAUGCUUAUCAUCUACUGUCGCAGUCAUCGAUGAACCAAUGUCAGCUAACUGGUGAAGAUGAAUUUCUUUGCAGAGGCAACUGGGCCUGGGAAGACGCCAACGAUCAUUCAUGUGAGCUAGCAGCGCUUAAGCCAACAAUUAUGUAA